Echinostoma caproni is the source of this 504-nucleotide messenger RNA. NCBI's taxonomy places the organism in Eukaryota, Metazoa, Platyhelminthes, Trematoda, Plagiorchiida, Echinostomatidae. The record is from the annotation of a GenBank genome assembly.
AUGGACAGCAUCGAUUGCCGACAUUUUCGAACUGCGCCUGGUCACUCCUGUUCGAACGGAGCGGCAGAGAAUUUAAUCAAAACUGUCACGAGUGCAAUUGCGUCUGCCAAGCCUAAAACGCUACAUGAGUUGGAAACGUUGAUGGAUAACUUCCUACUUCAAUACCAAAACGCAACACAUACAACCACCAAAGAAAGCCCGGCAAAGCUUUUUGAAUCCAGACAUUUGCGAUCCUCCCUACAGUGCCACGACUCCAGUGACGUCGUACACUUUCGUGGUAAUGAUUUGCGACCCGCGUCUGGUACAGUCACACGACAAAUGGGUCAAGUCAUGUUGGAAAUUACCGACUUCCAUGAUGCUACUGUGCACAAGCGACACGAGGACCAAAUUCACUUAAAAUUAUCCACGGACCAGCGGCAUCAAGAGACAAGCGAGGAAGACAGUCAGUUGCAUACCCCAUUAACACAACCGAAGGAGCCGCAUCAGUCAGAUGUGCAAAAUUAA